This is a messenger RNA of Cephus cinctus (wheat stem sawfly), 2969 nucleotides long. It is a transcript of the gene Rpn1, whose product is annotated as 26S proteasome non-ATPase regulatory subunit 2. Gene Ontology annotation, cellular component: nucleus; proteasome storage granule; proteasome regulatory particle, base subcomplex. NCBI's taxonomy places the organism in Eukaryota, Metazoa, Arthropoda, Insecta, Hymenoptera, Cephidae. The transcript has 4 exons. Gene Ontology annotation, biological process: regulation of protein catabolic process; proteasome-mediated ubiquitin-dependent protein catabolic process. Bases 142 to 2814 code for a protein of 890 amino acids. Gene Ontology annotation, molecular function: enzyme regulator activity. The record is from RefSeq and is a predicted model, not a curated record.
CGCUGAUUGUAUAGUGUUGAACGUUCGCCGUGACUCGCAUAUCGUUCUGUCUGCAUUUCUAACCUAAUAAUUUGACGGGUUGUGGAAGGAGUAAACGUUUCAUAUUUUCAUACAACUCGUCGUAGCGGAAUAUUGUUAGAGAUGCCUGAGAGUACCAAGGCUGAGAUUAAACCCGUUAAAGAAACGAAAAAUGGAAAGAAGGAAGAGAAAAAUGAUUUAUCAGAGGAGGAUAAACUGCUUCAGGAAGAAUUAGGUAAUUUAGUUGAUCAUCUUCAGGAUCUUAAUACCAACUUGCAUCUUCCUGCACUGGAGUCUCUGCAGUCGCAAAUUCGUGCAUCUACCACAUCAAUGACAAGCGUACCAAAACCUCUAAAAUUCAUGAGACCCCACUAUGAUACAAUGAAGAACGUAUAUGAAAAGAUAACCGAUCCAAAAGCAAAGGAGUUAUGUUCAGACAUUAUUUCUGUUCUUGCCAUGACCAUGGGAGAAGGCAGAGAAUGUCUGAAAUACAGGUUAACUGGAUCAGCUUUAGAAAUUGGGGAGUGGGGUCAUGAAUACGUAAGACAUUUAUCUGGAGAACUGGCAGGAGCUUGGGAUGAGAUAACUGGUGAUGUUGAUAGUAAAAAGUUGAUAGCCCUUGUUCACGAAAUUAUCCCUUACAACAUGGCUCAUAAUGCUGAGACAGAAGCAUGCGAUUUACUUAUGGAAAUCGAGCGACUUGAUUUGCUAGAGCAAUAUGUGGAUGAGAGUGCUUAUCAAAGAGUUUGCCUCUACCUUACAAGUUGUGUACCAUAUGUGGCUGAUCCAGAGAACAGUACUCUUCUUCAUGCUGCUUCAAAACUGUACAGAAAAUUCAACCAAUAUCCACAAGCAUUAAGACUUGCUAUGCAGUUGAAUGAUCUGCCACUUAUUGAAGAAAUCUUCACAAGCUGCACAGAUUUAGCUGUAAGGAAACAGUUAGCAUUUAUGUUGGGUCGCCAGCAAAUUUACAUUGAGAUUCCUGACACCUUGAACGAAUACGAUGACCUAGUAGAGUCUAUGUCCAACACACAUCUGAAUUCCCACUUUCUGAACUUAGCUCGCGAGUUAGACAUAACAGAGCCAAAGACCCCAGAGGAUGUAUAUAAAUCACAUCUUGAAAACUCUAGACCUCCAUUCGGUGGUGGUCAAGUGGAUUCAGCUAGACAAAACCUGGCAGCUAGUUUCGUAAACGGAUUUGUAAAUGCUGCCUUCGGUCGGGACAAAUUACUUAUGGAAGAUGGAAACAAAUGGUUAUACAAGAACAAAGAACACGGUAUGCUGAGUGCCACUGCUUCCCUAGGUCUCGUCCUCUUGUGGGAUGUUGAUGGUGGAUUAACACCCAUUGAUAAGUACCUCUACUCAUCCGAAGAUUACAUAAAAUCUGGAGCAUUGUUGGCGUGUGGAAUUGUCAAUUGUUUUGUGAGAAACGAGUGUGAUCCUGCUUUGGCUCUUCUUUCUGACUACGUAUUGCACAGCAGCAAUACUAUGAGAAUUGGUGCUAUUGUUGGUCUCGGCUUAGCAUACGCUGGCUCUAAUAGAGAAACAGUGUUAAGCUUACUCACACCAGUACUCAGUGAUCCAAAAUCGAGUUGGGAAGUAGUCGGAGUAGCAGGUCUCGCUCUUGGCAUGGUGGCCGUAGGAUCGUGUAACGCAUACGUUACCACGGCGAUAAUGCAUACCCUAAUGGAAAAGUCUGAAACAGACCUUAAAGACACCUACGCGAGAUUCUUACCACUUGGUCUGGGUCUGUGUUUCCUAGGAAAACAGGAAGCUGCUGAAGCUAUAAUUGCUGCUCUAGAAGUUAUCCCCGAGCCCUUCAGGUCCAUGUCUACGACCUUGGUUGAAGUUUGCGCAUAUGCUGGUACCGGAAAUGUCCUGAAGAUUCAGCAUCUUCUUCACAUCUGUUCAGAACACUAUGAACCAACGAAUGAGAAGGAGGAAAAGAGUGAUCGCAAAGAUAAGGAGAAAAAAGAAGAGAAGAAGGAAGAGAAAGAGAAAGACUUAAGUUCUCGCCAGGCUAUCGCUGUUCUUGGUAUUGCGUUAAUCGCGAUGGGAGAAGAAAUUGGUGCCGAGAUGGCGUACAGAACGUUUGGUCACUUGCUUCGCUAUUGUGAACCGGUUAUACGACGUUCCGUACCACUAGCUCUAGGUCUUAUAUCCGUUUCUAAUCCAAAAUUAAAUAUCCUUGAUACUCUUUCUAAAUUCUCGCACGAUAGCGACCCUGAAGUAGCCCACAAUGCCAUCUUCGCAAUGGGUCUCGUUGGUGCUGGAACGAAUAACGCUAGACUGGCUGCAAUGCUUAGGCAACUGGCACAAUUCCACGCUAAGGAUCCUAACAACUUGUUCAUGGUACGCAUCGCACAAGGUCUAACACAUCUCGGCAAGGGAACAUUAACCCUUUCGCCGUAUCACAGCGACAGACAACUUCUAAGUCCCGUCGCCCUAGCUGGUCUCUUAGGAACUCUUAUAGGUUUUUUGGACGUGAAGAAUAUAAUUCUUGGUCGCUCUCACUAUCUUUUGUACACCCUGGCCGCUGCGAUGCAGCCUAGGAUGCUCGUUACUUUCGAUGAGGAGUUGAAUCCUUUGGCGGUGCCAGUACGAGUGGGACUUGCAGUCGACGUUGUUGGUCAGGCUGGUAAGCCUAAAACGAUCACCGGCUUCCAGACACAUACAACACCAGUUCUAUUAGCAUAUGGAGAACGGGCAGAACUUGCAACAGACGAAUAUAUUCCAGUCACUCCGAUCCUGGAAGGCUUCGUUGUCUUGCAAUAUAAUCCUGAUUUUGAUCCUUAGUUAUAAUGUGGAAUUUCUUAUUCGAAUGUACCACUCGUAUUGUAUUGCUAAUAAAAACGUCUGCCUUGCCUCUGCCUGGUAGACUUCUUUCUCAAUAUGUCUACUAUUUAUAAUUAAACUACCAAAGCAAAGGGAAAGCAGAUUCUCUUCAUAAA